Molecule: messenger RNA, 1150 nt
Organism: Rhodamnia argentea
Lineage: Eukaryota; Viridiplantae; Streptophyta; Magnoliopsida; Myrtales; Myrtaceae
Exons: 6
Coding region: 315-830 (171 amino acids)
Source: RefSeq, a predicted model, not a curated record
UCUUCCUCUCUCUCUCUCUCUCUUUCUGCAAAUCUUCACGUGCCGUCACUGAGCAGUUGCUGGUUUAUCCGUUUGUUUCUCUCCUGCAAAUCUUAUCCAUUGCCACCACCCACUCCCUCCUUUUUCUGGAUCUUCGAGGCUGUCUCUCUGCUCGUGUUUUUCUGUUACGGCCUCGUAUCUACCCAACACAAACCCAAAUCUAAUCUUAAAAUCCUCGUUCUUUUUGAAGUAAAAGAGCAGUUGUUUUGUUCGUUGGGUCAAGUGUUUGGAGGGUUUUUUUGGACUGAGCUCGGUCGAGUCAAGUUGAGAGAAUAAUGGAAAACAGCAGGAGGCAAGUGGGCAAGUCUUCUUCGCCUAACAACACCACCCACGCAAGCGACAGUUUGGAUCAUCUCUUUGGUCCCAAAGACUCGUUUACUCCUUCCUCCGGGGGCUUCGGCUCUAUUUUCCCUCCACCAUCCACGGUCCUAGGGAGGAUUAACAGCCAUUCUCGUUCUGAGACAUUUAUGGUCUCCCCCAGAAACCCGGAUACAGGAAAUCAAGCCGGCAGUUGCAAAUAUGAGAAUCCAGGAGGGAGUAAAGGUCAAAGCUUUAAGGGUGAUGGGAAUAAUGCAACUAGCAAGGCCAAGAGUGCCAUAUACCAGAAUGAAACAGCUGAGCCAUGCUAUCUGAGUUCAUCAAUCUACUAUGGUGGACAAGAGAAUUAUUCCCCGAGAACCACCGAAUCUCACUCCGCUUUCAAGAAGGACGGCGUCGAUGAUGAAUCGAACGGAAACAACUCAGACAGUGCUUCAAGAGGGAAUUGGUGGCAGGGGUCACUCUACUACUGAGGCGUGCCUCUUCUACCUUAUAUGACCUGUAUGCUGACUGCCCUAAGCUGGAACAGCAGACUCUAAUCAGAAUAUGAAGGCGUUAGAGUAAUGAGAGUAGAGAGUACAAGCAUGAUGACCAACCGGGACUUGCGGCUUGAUGGGGUCUUUUUUGUCCCAGCUAGUAAAGUUUCCCAUGUCCAUCUAAUAUGGAUGACAAUCAAUAAAUCUUAUGCAAAGUUUCAUAGUAUUGUACUGUUAAAGGAGAGACUUGUUGACUUCUCGUCGAUCUUGUAACCAGAAACUCUCACUUUGCUUUUCGAUAAAGCAUCUGAUUGUCC